Ostrinia furnacalis (Asian corn borer) is the source of this 2261-nucleotide messenger RNA. Its product is annotated as activity-regulated cytoskeleton associated protein 2-like. The coding region runs from base 299 to 1156 and encodes 285 amino acids. The transcript is spliced from 2 exons. Lineage: Eukaryota; Metazoa; Arthropoda; Insecta; Lepidoptera; Crambidae. The record is from RefSeq and is a predicted model, not a curated record.
UCGACAUUAUUGCCAGUCCGCCCAUGGCCGCGACGCGCGCUAUUUUACUCUCCCAGUAUUUUGGUGUUUAGAUAUUGUUUUGACUGAUAUAAACCAAGUUUCAUGUACAUUUCGUUGUGUUAAAUUGACAAUAUACUUGUUGAUGAUCGAAUUGUGCCUACGAACUUAUUUCACGACCCCGAGACCAACUUAACAAGUAUUACAGUGACGCCCAACUUGCGGGGCACAUUCAACACAAGUGUAAACAACGAAAGCCUUUCGACAUUUACUUGAAGAACCCACUUUCUAUCGUCUCAACAUGCCACCGAAGAGGAAUGCCGCGAAGACCGCGAGAAACGAGGGAUCGAACUCGGACGCAGACUACACUGACACCGAAGUGAACCGGACAGUGGUGUCCUCACCGAACGUCACCAUGUCGGAGGAAAUGCUCCAGAAACUUGUCUCCAGCAUCACCAGGAGCCAAGCGGAAUCCAGCCGUACGCUGAUAGAGAGCAUCCUGACUGGUUACAGAGGCCAACAUUCGCACUCAUCAUCACCACAACCCGACACGCCAGGUUACCCACAGCGCCCGGGUAACUUCGCGAAGUGCACAGCGCGCUUCGACGGAAGGUCAAAGAACUCGGACGAGCUCGAAGCAUUCAUUGAUGCCAUCGAAGUGUACCGCGAGUGCACCAACGUCAGUGAGGAGCACGCCCUGCGUGGGCUACCGAUGCUGCUGGUCGGCGAGGCCGCCGUGUGGUGGCAAGGCGUGAAGUCGUCGGUGACGUCAUGGACCGGAGCCCUACAGCGACUUCGAGGGAUGUUCGGCGUGCCGCGACCCGCGUAUAAAAUAUUUCGCGACAUAUUUUCCGCCGAACAAAGUGACGAACGAGCCGAUGUGUUUGUGAACAAAGUGCGCGCCUUAUUAUCAAAGUUACCGUACGUAGUGCCCGAAGCAAUGAAGCUAGACAUUGUUUAUGGACUUUUAGAUCGUAGAAUAAGAAAACGAGUGCCUCGUGACGCUGUGGACGGGCUGGAACAGCUGAUAUGUAAAGUCAGGUUGGUGGAAGAGUCGCUGGCAGAGGUGAGUUCUCGCGUUGAUAAUAACAAUAGCGCGAGCCCCGUUAACCCACCAACUGCGCGAUGCCGAUCGACCGCGGGCGGGCCCGAGUGUUAACCCGUCGCAUGCCGUAAACGACCCCCCGAAUUCAUUUAGUCGUGAAUGUCGUGAUGAAGUUUUUCUCGAUUCGUGUAGUGAAUCCAUGUCGAUGAAUAACCCGCGAGUUUUAAAUGCGAAGUAUAGGGAUAGUGAGGGGAAAAGGCGCGUUCGACCCAGGUGUAGUUACUGCAAACUUUUCGGCCAUACUAAAGAUAACUGCCGCAAUAAAGAAAUUAAAAGUGACGUAACUACACUUGAGUCGGGUGAUAGUAAUGUCCUACGUUGUUACGGAUGCGGUCAGCUGGGAGUAGUUAGAUCAAAGGGCGAUAAUUGUAAAGGUGCACCCAGUUCGAGUAGUACGAGUAAAUCGGACUUUAGUACGGCCUAUGUCAUAGACAGCGAUGACGAUCCAAGGCCGCUGAUAGAAAUUCAGGUCGUAAACCGAACGGGAGUGGCGAUUAUUGACACGGGGGCCACACACUCUAUCGCAAGCCCCGUGCUGUAUAAUAUGUUACGCGAGGCAGGUGUUACAUUUAGGGAGUCCAAACGUAUCGUAGGGCUUGCAAAUGGAUCGCAACACCUACAGACGACGCUCGAAGGAGAGGUCAAUGUCACCUUGAAAGGUCGUAUAAUACCUACCGCGUUCUUGGUGCUACCACACGCGCGAACAAGAACCCUAUUAGGUAGAGAUUUUAUUACCAAAGCUGGUAUCCUGCUGGACUUAUCGCAGAGCAGCUGGUGUUUCAACGAUGGGCCGCGGCGUUGGCAUCCGUUCAUCACCAGCUUCGAAUUAUCUACCACCGGCAAGGCAGAGCUGAUGAAGGUAGAAGCAGCAGACCGGGUACUCCAGGGGCAGCUGAGUACCUGUAUAGUGCACGGAGCCCGCGGCACUCAACGUGUUAACGGUCGGAGCGACCCGAAACCCCCUACGAUAUCGCCUCCCGAUGUUUAUUGCCCCGGGGCAGGUUCAAUGCAGGGGGAGGCUCCCGGAAACCCACUUCAUCCAUGUUGUGCCAAUGUUGAUUUAGCUUCUUUUAGUAAGAACCAAAUCGAGUACCCAGAGUCACGUGACAUGCUGCCAUCCGACGUUCCGUCUAGGGGGAGGAGAGGGCCCUACAAGGGG